Molecule: messenger RNA, 899 nt
Organism: Hibiscus syriacus
Lineage: Eukaryota; Viridiplantae; Streptophyta; Magnoliopsida; Malvales; Malvaceae
Product: malignant T-cell-amplified sequence 1 homolog
Exons: 8
Coding region: 146-691 (181 amino acids)
Biological process (GO): formation of translation preinitiation complex
Molecular function (GO): RNA binding
Source: RefSeq, a predicted model, not a curated record
AAGGCUUGUGUUGUGCGUCGCUGUGUGAGUUGUUGCCUUUUCAGAUUCUUAACAAGUGAAACGCUACACGCAUUGGCAGAGGUUUUUCAUUUCUUCUGAGAUCCAAAACUCAGAUCCUUCAAAGAUCUUCACACUUCUCAUCACUAUGUUCAAAAAAUUUUCAUCUGAAGAUGUAUCUUCACAAAACCAAGUUAAAGCAUCUGUGCAGCGAAAAAUUCGGCAAAGCAUCGCUGAGGAGUAUCCGGGACUUGAGCCUGUCUUGGAUGAUUUGCUUCCAAAGAAGGCCCCAUUAAUCGUUGUGAAAUGUCAAAACCAUUUAAAUCUGGUUUUGGUUAAUAGUGUUCCACUAUUCUUCAAUAUCCGUGAUGGACCGUACAUGCCUACUCUCAGACUCCUUCACCAGUAUCCGAACAUAAUGAAAAAGUUCCGAGUAGAUCGUGGUGCGAUAAAAUUCGUCCUCGCUGGUGCAAACAUAAUGUGCCCUGGUCUUACAUCCCCUGGUGGUGCUUUGGAUGAUGAAGUGAAAGCAGAAACUCCUGUGGCAAUAAUGGCUGAAGGGAAACAACAUGCUCUUGCUAUUGGCUUUACCAAAAUGUCAGCUAAAGACAUAAAGGCAAUCAACAAGGGAAUUGGGGUAGACAACAUGCAUUACCUCAAUGAUGGCCUAUGGAAGAUGGAGCGACUAGAAUGAGCAAACUUGGGGGGAACAAGUGCAAUGCGACCAUGAAAAAAGUUGAGGUACUUGAAGAAAGAAGAGGUAUAUAAUUAAUGGCUCUUAUUCGCAUUGCAUGAUGAGUCUGUUAUGUUUGAUAUAUACUCGUACCAUAGAGAAAACCUUUGUUUGAUGUAAGUCAGGUUCCCCACAGCAAUGUUGUGGCUGAAUUUUGGAUUGAAAAAAA